Messenger RNA from Linnemannia hyalina, 4551 nucleotides. Lineage: Eukaryota; Fungi; Mortierellomycota; Mortierellomycetes; Mortierellales; Mortierellaceae. The record is from the annotation of a GenBank genome assembly.
AUGUCGAUGUACACGCUCGCCAAGGAGCUCUUCCCGCCCACAGGCAUCGAGCGUGUAGUCCGAUGCAACUUUAUUCGACCUGACAUCCUCAAUGUGAUCGUGUCCAAGUCGACCGUCCUGGAGGUGUACAACUUUACAGAGCCGGCUCAAGCUGAUCAGCUGCCUCGUCUUGAACUGGUGGCAAGCUAUAGGUUCAAUGGUGUUAUCACGUCGAUGGGGGUUAUUCGAACGAGCUCUUCAGGCCAGCAUGGACUUGACAGCAUCUUGGUCAGCUUCAAGGACGCCAAGAUGUCCCUGUUGGAGUGGUCGUUCUCGACUCACAGCAUUGUCACAGUGUCGAUCCAUUACUACGAGCGUGAUGAUUACAAGCAAGAGUUUUUGAACAACUCGCACCCAACAGAGAUCCGCGUGGACCCAUCGCGACGCUGCGCUGUCCUGACGUUUUACGGAGAUCGACUUGCAGUGCUGCCUUUCAGACAGGAUGAAAUUACAAUUGGCGACGAGGACGACGCGUCCAAGAAGUGGCCAUAUCUGCCAAGUUAUGUGAUGUCGCUCUCCGACAUUGACUCCAAAAUCAAGAACGUUAUCGACAUGGUUUUUCUCUACGACUUUUUCGAACCUACACUCGCCAUUCUCUACUCACCUCAACAAACGUGGACCGGGCGAUUGGCUGUUCGCAAGGAUACAUGCUCACUUGUGGUUGUUUCUCUGAAUAUCAUGCAAAAGGUGUAUCCCAUCAUCUACUCGAUUGACAAUUUGCCCUACGACUGCACUAAAGUCAUCGCCAUGCCAAAGCCUGUCGGAGGACUCUUGGUAGUGUCGGCCAACGCGCUCAUCCACCUCGACCAGGGAUCUUCAGGCAUGGGAGUUGCUGUCAACGGUUAUGCACCAUUGGUGACAAACUUCCCUCUUCAGGAUCAAUACCACUUUGACAUCGCUCUGGAAGGCUCGCAGCAUGUGUUCCUAGCACCGGACCAAAUUCUCUUUACCCUCAGGAACGGUGACAUGUAUGUGAUUGAGCUCCAGCAGGAGGGACGUUCGCUCUCGGGAUUCAAGAUCGAGAAAGCAGGAACAAGUAUGCAGACGUCUUGCAAAUGCGCUCUUGGUGCAGGAUAUUACUUUGUUGGCUCUCGCUAUGCCGAUUCGAUGCUGAUCAAGUACUCUACCAAGGACCAAGUCAAGAAGAAGAAAAAGACUGUCCCGAUCCCUAUCAACUCAAUGGAUCUUGACAACGAGUUGUAUGGACAAGCUGCAGAGCCGGUUGCGGAUCAAAAGGUUGACAAGUCCAAGGACGAGAUCGAGGAUGCAAUGGAUGCAGGAGAGUCAAAAUGGCAGUUUGAGAUCUGUGACACCAUCACCAACACUGGACCUAUUAUCGCAGCAGACAUUGGACAGCGAGCUAGCAAUGAAUCACACGCCGACUUUCCUCCUCAGCAUGAGCUUGUUGCUGCCACUGGAUCGGGACACAACGGUGCCCUUGUGGUAUUCCAGAGAAACAUUCGCCCAGAUGUCGUCCGAUCAACAGAGGCUUUGGCUGGAUCCGAUUCUCUGUGGACUGUAUACUGCCGCAAAGAGAUCAUCUUUGAAGGCGUCUCACAGUUUGAGAGCCGUACAGGGUCAGGAACAGGAGAGGGCGACGAUGACAACUAUGACAAACUGUUGAUCGUGUCAAGAGCGAACAACACUCUGGUGCUGGCAACCUCAGGAGACGAUUUGCGACAGCUGCCAAACUCUCAGUUCUUUGUGCAAGGUCCCACCAUUGUCAUUGGAUCUAUUUUGGAAGAGACACGGAUAGUACAGGUCUACGCUGGAGGCGUUCGUCUCUUGAACGCAGACUGCAAGGUUACACAGAUCGUGCCUAUUGGCGAGCAUCUUUCGGUUGUCACAGCAAGCAUCAUGGACCCCUACAUCUUGCUUCAGCUUCACGACGGAUCUGCGCUAAUGUUGAAAGGUGACAUGACUACCAAAGAUGUCACCGUACUGAACCAGUCGUCCAUCCUCAAUACACUGCCGAUCAAGAGCUGCUGCGUGUACGCCGACUCCACCAACACCAUCUUGACUGUGAAGGAUGCACCUACAAUGGCAUCCUUGCGAGCAUCAGCCAAAACUUCCUCUGCAUCCUCUAAGCCAAGUGCGGCUGGCACCUGGACGAAAAAUACCAAGAAGGCCAAGAAGGAAGCUACUCGAGUCAUGGACGACAUUGACCUGGACCUCUACGGACCUGAGCCAGAUGAAGAGGAUGAAGAGCAGAGCGAAGAGGAUGAUAUUGAGAUGGAAGGAUCUGCUGGCGCCAACGAUAUUCCAAUGGGAGAUACUGACAUGGGUAACGCUCAGUCCAAGUCCAAGGCAGCUAUGGCCAACCCUGAGGGCCACUCUAUCCAAUCGACCCACUGGUGUCUCAUUUAUCGUACAGAUGGCGCUCUCGAGAUCUACCAACUGCCUGACUUCAAGGAAGUCUUUUUCUUCCCGCACUUUGACCUCUUGCCCGAUGUUCUGCCGGAUGCACCGGCUCACCAGGAUAUCAAGCCAGCUGGACAUGCACGCGAGAUUUCUGAGAUGGUGAUGGUGAACAUGGGUACACGACAAAAGAAAGAGCCAUAUCUUGUGGUGAGAACUUAUCGCGGCAACAUUGCAGUAUACAAAACGUACCAACACUUCCCUACUAUUGAACUUGACGCGAAGGGUCGUCCCAUUGAUCUCACUGAUCGCUUGGCGAUCCGGUUCAGGAAAGUGCCCCUGGAUGUAGUCGCCCGUGAGACACCUGAUGAGGACGACCUGGACGACCGGAACAACUCAUCCAUGGACGACGACAGUAAAGAUGCUGUCGAGAGAGAAAUCAGCCGACAGGAGAGGAGGAGACAGCGGAAACCCAAGAACCUGAUCCCCUUCUCUGAUGUGGCUGGCUAUGAAGGUGUGUUUGUCCUGGGAGCCUCCCCACUUUGGAUCAUGAGCUCUGGAAAGGGUUUGCCCAGAGUUCAUCCCAUGAUUUGUGAUGGCAAGAUUGGAUGCUUUACACAGUUCCAUAACCUGAACUGCAAACAUGGAUUCAUCUCGUUGAACGCGCAGGGCCACAUGAGAAUCAGUCAGUUGCCUUCGAAUGGCAUUCAGUACGAUAUGCCCUGGCCGAUCCGCAAGGUCCCUAUGAAGAAAGCUGUGCGCCACAUUAGAUACCACCCUACCUCUCAGACCUACAUUGUCGUGACAGCUGUUCCUGAUCCCUUCAUUGUCAAGGACGAAAACAACGUGGCUGUUCACGACGGCACAACUCCUGCCGCCACGACAGCAGCUGGAACAGCUGUUACAAAUGCGAAUGGUAUACCCAUGCCUACAGCAGGUACUGCUCCUGCGGCUGCAGAUGCGACACUUGAAGGAGCAACCUCCGCCGACCCGACCGCGUCGAUCGCAGCAGCUGCCAAGCUCAAGUCCUCAGGACCUGGAUUCAGACCUUCUUCGGAUAGACAGACCUUGGAGCUUGUCUCUCCAGUAACAUGGGAGACUGUCGAUCGGUACCAGCUGCAGGAGUAUGAGAUUGUGACGAGCAUGGAGACUGUGAGCCUGGAAUCAACUCAGGACGCGUCGGGUCGCAAGAAGUUUAUGGCUGUCGGCACAUCCUUCAUCAAGGGCGAGGAUUCGACCAUGCGAGGAACCAUUUAUAUUUUCGAUAUCAUCGAUGUCGUCCCAGAGCCCGACAACCCUCAGACGGACCACAAGCUGAAGUUGCUGUAUAGUGAAGAGGUCAAGGGAUCAGUGACGGCCAUGGCAGCCCUCAACGGGUAUCUGUUGACGUGUGUGGGUACCAAGGUUUUGGUCCGCAGUUUUGAGGAUAACGAGACGUUGACGGGAAUUGCCUUCAUCGAUGUCCAGAUCUACGUCACCAGUGUCAGAGUAGUUAAGAACACGAUCAUGUUGGCGGAUGCGUACAAGAGUGUCUGGUUCGUUGGUUUCCAGGAUGAGCCAACAAAACUGGUAAUGUUGGGCAAGGACUACAAUCCUAUGGAGGCGAUGAAUGUCAGUUAUUUAAUCGAGAACCAGACGCUCAACAUUGUUGUCGCGGAUUCAGAGAAGAACAUCCGUCUCUUGCAAUACGCACCAUUCCAUGUCCAAUCGUUCAGUGGUCAAAAGCUGAUCUGCAGAGGCGAUUACCAUGUAGGCUCCCAGAUCGAGACAACGCUUUCAGUCCCUAAGAUCGUACUCUCGGGCUCCGACGAAGGAAUCAGCCAUCUGACCAUCUGUGGAACCCUCGACGGCAGCCUCUGCAUGAUCACGCCUAUCCCUGAAAAGACCAGCAAACGCCUUGCGCUCCUGAGCUCCCAGAUCGUCAAUGGAGUUCAACACCCCGCUGGGUUGAACCCACGCGCGUUUCGACUGCUGCAGUCCAAGGAUCGACUCAAUUCGAACCCUGUCAAGGGUAUCUUGGAUGGCGAUUUGUUGUUUGAGUUUGUGAACUUGCCGGCGAACCGACAGAAGGAAAUGACGAAGCAGAUUGGAAGUGGUGUUGAUCGGGUGAUGGACGAUCUUGCAGGUAUUGCUGUUGCCGCUGAUCACUUCUGA